This is a messenger RNA of Neoarius graeffei (lesser salmon catfish), 16556 nucleotides long. RefSeq lists its product as uncharacterized. The coding region runs from base 7327 to 8292 and encodes 321 amino acids. The record is from RefSeq and is a predicted model, not a curated record. The transcript has 2 exons. Lineage: Eukaryota; Metazoa; Chordata; Actinopteri; Siluriformes; Ariidae.
UAUCAUGCCGCCAUCUUGGUCUAAGAACUACAACUCCCAGGCAACUUCCGCGUUGACUACGUCACGCCUGGGCGGGAUCACGUACAGCAUUCCUCAGGAAUUCAACAAAAGACUUGGAAAUCCGCCAUCUCGUGCUCUUUCGCGUCGGACUCUAACCGAGACUGACCUAAAAAGAGAACUCACCAUCAGACGUCUGAACCGCGCAUUUCCUCCUCUAUCUAACUCUGAUCAAGUUAGAUUUCAAAAACACGCGAUCAUCAACUCAAACUUUUCGUCUUAUCAACUGCGAAGCUUCUCCAAAGAACCUCUCCAGGCUCCAGUGAACAUCUGAUUCGUCGGAGACUCUCCUCUCUCACCGAAGCGCAACCUUCCGCCUCGAAUUCCUGCAGACAAAGGCGAGACUUUUUGCAGUAAGAAAGGCACUGGGAAAAUAUUAGUCUUAGUAAUUAAUUCACUAAGUGAAGUUAGAGUCAGGAAUAAGUGUGCACACUGUGUAUUAUUGUUGAUUUUCUAUUAUUUGGUACUAUUGAUUUUAAUUUGGUUAAUCCAGUGGUUCCCAAACUUUUUGGCUGGGGACCCCCUUUUGGACUUCAGAGUAUUUUUGGGACCCCCUGACAUCGACCCCACCACCACCCAUUAUGCAGUGUGUAGUGUAGUAAUAAUAAUAAUAAUAAUAAUAUGGAUAUUAAAGUUGCUAUUUUUUAUUCACAGAAGAGCAUUAUCCACAAAAGAGCAUUGCACAUCAUAAUAAAACAGAACAUUACACAGAACAUCAGAAUAUUUUUUCAGUGACUUGUGUGUGCUUGCUUUACAGUACAGAGUUUUUCAAAUCUUGGUGAUAACUGAGAUCGCCACCCUUAGUUCAUUUUCAAUGUUCAACUUUGCCCUGUAUUUGGUCUUGAUGGAGGCCACUGCAGAAAAGCCCACCUCAAAGAGGUAGGAUGUGGCAAAAGGGAGGAGUAUGGCCACAGCCUUUCCACCCAACAGUGGGUAGUCUUUUUCCACCCCAAUCCAAAAGGCAGACAGUGACUUGGCCCUAAACUGCUGUUUGUAUCCUAUGUCUGAGGUCACAUCAAUGAACUGUUCCUGUUCAGUAACACUGAGAUGAGCAGGUGGCCUUGUAUUGAAGGGGUCUGUGAUCCAUUCAUGGUGUGCCAAAUCCAUAACAGGAAAGUACCUCUGAAAAUGUUGUUGGAGGGCAAAAAUGUGUGAACGAAUGCAUGGCAUGAUUGUGUUGUGACUGUUGGUGUUAUGGAGAAAUGAAUGCAAGUUCUGAAAGCAAUCUGUUGUUCCCUCCUCAAUCAUCUUUCCCCACAGUUCCAAUUUCCUUGUAAAUGACUGCAUUUUAGCGACAAGCUGAGGGAGAUGGGUGUUGGGUCCUUGCAUUUGCAGAUUCAGUUCGUUCAGUUUUUGGAAAAUGUCACUGAGGUAGGCAACUGUCAUCAGGAACCGUUCGUCGUUGUAACAGAGUGCCAGUGCAUGAUUCUCCUCCUCAAGAAAAAUCCGUACCUCCUCUCGCAGCUCAAACACCCUGUUCAAUACCUUCCCACGUGACAGUCAUCGCGCUUCGCUGUGAAACAGAACUGCCGUGUGUUUGGAGCCAUUUCUUCACAGAGAGCAGCAAAGAGUCGAGCUUUAACAGGGCGCGUUUUGAUAUAAUUGACAGUGGCGAUUACGUCCGUCAUCACCUUGUUCAGUUCGGGACUCAGCUGCUUCGAUGCCAACGCUUCUCGGUGAAUCAUACAGUGGGUCCACUGCACAUUGGGGGACACACGCUUUAUGAGCGCUUGUAGCCCACUGCACUUCCCAGCCAUAGCCUGAGCCCCGUCCGUACACACUCCAACAGCACUCCCACUUCAAUUUUGCCUCUUGCAAAUAAGUGUCAAUCACUCGGAACAGUUCAUCAGCAGUGGCUCGUGUUUUCACCUCCUUGCAGAAUAACAGAUCCUCUCUCAUGUCCUCUGUAUCAACGAAACGGAUGUACGUGAUUAAUAAACGGUCUCGGUUGCUGUCAGUGGCUUCGUCGACCUGCAGAGCAAACCGGGUGCUUGCACGUACUCGGUCGGUGAGCUGCUCCUCAAUGUCGCCAGCGAUGUCAUGUAUGCGUCUUCCAAUCGUAUUAUUUGAGAGGGGGAUCGCCCGUAACUUGUUUGCUGUUGCCUCGUCGACCAUGGUUCUCACCAUUUCAAUGGCACAGGGCAGGAUCACCUCCUCCGCUUCUGUGUGUGGCUUCUUGCUCUGCGCAAGGAGGUAGGCCACUUUGUAGGAGGCGAGCUGGACAUUGACAGACGCAACUUUAGUGAAGUUCACCCGUUGUGCCUGAAAGUUCAAAAGUUUCCGCCAAAAGAAUUAAACCUGCUUGUCCUUGUGCUCGGGGUGUGCCGUGUCCAGGUGACGCUUCAGCUUGUUUGGCUUUAAACUUUCUGUCGCCAGCACCUUCAGACAGAGAACACACUGCGGUCGUUCCUCACCACCCACCAAUGUGCUCGUAAAGCCCAUUUCGAUGUAUGCAUUAUCAUACCGCCUUAUCUUUUUCGCUGCCGAAGUGCAUGGGAACUCGUCCUGUGCAGCAGCCUUGCGUUUUGUAGGAAGCACACAUAGAAACUUGUCCAUGUUGUCAUAAAGUCGCCAUCCGAUGUUUUGUUCUGAAUCUCAAAAUAGGGACCUGUUUUAUACAGUUUGUAUUCACAGGAAGAGGGUUUGCUAAUAACAACAACAAUAUCAGAGCAAUCCAACAGAUUGGCGGUUUAGCAUAAAUUGAACGGAAUUAAUAUUCAAGGGCGGAGCGCGAUUACUGAGUGAAAGGGAGCAAUUGAAUUCUAAUGACCGUGGCAGCUAUACACUGACGCAUUACCAACAUUCCGACGCCAUUCAAAACAUUCCAAUGCCCGUUUUUUUUUUCUGUGUUAUGCAAACAGUCCCGUCUCUCCGCGACCCCCCUGGAGUCCCUCCGCAACCCCCACUUUGGGAACCGCUGGGUUAAUCAAUAAGUCUUGCAUUCUCUCUCUCUCCUAACAUUCUGAUUUCAUUUAACUCACUCAUAUUGUGACCUCAUCAAGAUUUCAGAAUGUUUUGCCUCUAAAAAGGGCCUUUGCAUGCUUAGGAAGAGCCCCUCCUCCUCUCCUUUGUUCUCAACACGAGGUCCUCUGUAUCUCUGGAUAUUACAAUUAAAUGUCAUAAGUCCUAAGUUUAAUUCAACCUUGAUAGCAAUUCUCCUGUUUACAUUUAAAGCCAUAUAAACUACAGAUGACUGUUUGAAUGUAUUUUAACCAUUCAUUUCUGGUUUUGACACACAGUUUACUAGGACUGAAGAAAGCACAUGGUGUAGCUAGCCUUUCUUUGUCUAGUUAGCAUACCUAGCUAAUCACUGGGCUAUACACACACACACACACACACGUGCUCACUAAACUUUGAGGAUCCCCUCCUCCAAGAUUGCAGAUAAGACACCCUGGUCCGUCCUGGCACGGACACGCACGCACACACACACCAAGAUUGCAGAUAACAACAUAGCUCACAAGUUAAAACUGCUUACACACACACACACACACACACACAGAGACCUACUCUAAGAUUUCAUUCUGUUGCCAUUCAAUUAUUAAAUUCUUACUUUCCUUUUUAUUGAUUUCCCUUUUUUUUUAUCUUUUUAAUAAUAAACUCCAUUAUUAUUGAAAUUGUCAUUGCCUGUUUCCAAUACCUCUGAAGUCGCCCACAUCGUCAAAGAAUUCUUAAGGUGUAUGAAUAAUUAAUUAGAUGCAGUUUGGUAAGUGAUAAACUUUGAAUUAUCAAAUUUUAAACGAUUCUUCACUUGAUUCUUUGAAUGAUUCACUAAAUGAUUCAUUGAACGAUUCACCAAAUGAUUCACUGAUUCGAUUCAUUGAAUGAUUCAUUCAAACAAUUCAAAUGAGACUGAUUCUAUGGUAUGAUUCAAUUCAAAUGAGUCAAAUUAAAUGAUUCAAUAGGAUUGAUUCAUUUUAACUAUUAACCUUAAAAUGUAAUGAGACUGAUUUCAUGUAAUUAUUAAAGAGUGAUCACUUACCCAAUCUUAAAUACACAAUCAUUAAUUACACCUACAUAAAUGGUGCCCCGUGCGAGGACGAUUGGUUUGUUGACUUCUUAAGUAUUGUGCAACAGAUAACCUACCAGUUUGAUUAACCCCAGGUGUGUUAAACAGGAGUGUGAUAACCAUAUCACAAAUUCUAACAACCUAUUGAUAAAUUAGGAUAAGAGAGCAUCUCCAACCAAUUAAACCUUGUUAAUUAAUUAAUUACAUAGUUAAUAUUAGUUAAUCCUAAUUGAUUAAUAAUUAACUCAUUGAUUGGUUAAUUACCUCAUCUAGCUAAAAUGGCAUCCCCUCGUGCCUCAGAAACUGAAGACAACGGCCAAGACAUGUCCCUUUUUGAGGUCAUCGCAGACCUCAUUCACUGCUCUGACUCCGAUAGGGCAACCAUUAGGGGCAUGAGUAGGCAUGGGUGCCAAGCUAGCAUAAUCAACUCAAUAACACAAAUGAGAGAUCCAAAGAGAACAACAAUCAGUGUCCAAGAUGCACUAGGUAAACUAUUCUUGUUACACUUCCAGGAUGCUGAUCAAGAGAUCAGAUCCCUGCGCAGAGAGGUUGACAGGCUGACCAUCAGCAACGCCGAGCUGACAGCCAAGGUCAAUGAUCUAUCUAGGGAGCGUAGCCUCUUGAAGGACUCCCUCGAUGAGUGCGCUGAAAGGCUAGAGAAAGCCGAGAAAGGUGCCGGAAGGGCUGCCAAGGAGCAGAACCCCAAAGAAGGGCGCGAGGGGCGUGAGAGACCCCCAACCAUGCGUCAAAGUUUAGAGCGGGAAGAGGCGUCCGAACUGGACACCGAGGAUUACCUGGUCGAGCACCAGGCGCCCCGCCAACCUCCAUCAACUCGCUACAUGACUCCGUCAUCGUCGUCUAGCCAGGGUGGAGUUGCCCUGCGCUCAUCUCGAGCCCAGGCCCAUAGCACACCUAGGUCAGUGCGCUACAGCUUCCCUGAUCCACCUUCGGGUGAAUCAGAUUACGACUCUCGUGCGGAACAGGAGCAAUUCCAGAGUAGCUCAGAUAGUGAGCACUCAGGAGAGCGAAGGGGGUCGCGUAAAGACACGCACCAAACCCUCUGCAUAUGGCAAAUUGACCUACUUGCCAAAGAUAUCGAGCAAUUCGAUCCCGAUAACAAAAGAACCAAUGUAAAUGAUUAUUUAUGAGAAAUUGACUGAUGCCUGAUGGACCUACCGAGAGCCACAACGUGAGAGAAGCUUAAACUGGUCUGGAAGACCUCCAGUAGCAGCGUCCGUGCCUUUUUAGAGACACUACCACUAGACGUUCGCGAUAGUUAUUCGAAACUUUGCAAUUACAUGAGGGAAGAAUAUGCGCCGUACACGGAUGAAACCUCCGCGACGUUGUGUGCAAUACAAAUCAGACAGAAACGGACUGAGGCACCUCGUGAGUAUUAUAGACGGCUACGUAGCGCCUACUUCCAGGGUAGCAAUGCACCAGGUUUAGAAGAAGAUAGAGACUUCAAAUCCCUUUUCUUACAUAACCUCCACCCAAGUGUGCGGACUCAAGUCACACUGAGGUGUCGACAAAAUGGCUACUCGAUGAAGGAAACUAGGCAGCUAGCCCAAAUGACCUGGGAGACCAUUGUCAAAACCGUAAACGGAAACGAUGAUGACCCCAGAGUCCUUAGCCUCCAGGGUGAGGACAAGCCCCCGCUAACCUUAGAAGGAAGUGAAGCGCCAAAAGGGGGACCCACCUGGAGAAACUCCGGUCCAAACCGCCCCUUGCCGAGCCAUCACCAAGGUGAGUGGGAGAAUCGGCAAGGUAAGGCCAGGAGAGACCGAUGGAAAGGCCACAGUGACCAUGGCAACUGCUCAUCAGAUGAAAAGGGUCAUAAGGAACAAAACAGUAAACAGCAAAACUGUCAUCCCCACUCUGACCAGAGAUGGCAGGAGCGUUCCGACCAUAACACUAAACGUAGAGGUAGAAAUGAACAACACAGUGACUCGGACCAAUCUGAUGAGUCCCACUCAGAGCUGGACUCUUUGAAGGCCUGCUUGGCUGAAUUUAAAAGACUGUUACAGGAACAGUCAAACUCCUCAACAGAUAAAAACAAAAGAGCUCGAGAAAAAUGACAAAAGCUAUCCACUGGCAUGACUAGGCCAGGAACCACGAGUAGAUCUCGUGAAAGGGGGAGGAAAUCCCUCCGAAACAGCAGGCGAGGGUCAGGAUGUAGGGCCCCCCCUGGUGGCGAAGGCAAACACACAAAAUGCACCUCUCACGUGCGCUAAAGUCUUCACCACCAUCUCUGACACACGGCUCUCACAAGGCGACCCAAUCCCAACCAAGCCCUGCAACAUAAACCUAGUCAGCUUCACACAAAACAAAACCCCACAGUCGUUGGAUCCUAUAAAAUAUGCACAAACCCGUUGCGAUGAGAUUAGUGCGAACACUGAUCAAACAAGCGCCACGCGAGAUCAAAUUUCUGAUGAACUUCAGUUCGUGUCUUUGCACACCGAGUCCGGUGUCGAAACACCCGACACCGCGACUCCCCCUAGUGGCCACAAUUCUUUGGAAAAUCUCCCUCUAUCCAUCGACUCAGACACAGACACUGCUGGUGUAAUGGCUGCGCUGUGGAACAUAUUAGGCGUCGAGGCGAAAUCCCAUAUCGCGUACCACCCUCAAUCCUCUGGUCAGGUUGAACGAACCAUUCAAACCAUUGUGAGCAUGCUGCAAAAGUAUGUCACAAACCAUGGUAAAAUUUGGGAUGUGAAACUUCCCUUGGUGCUAAGGGCCAUUCGGUCCACCCCUCAGUGUACCACUGGAGUCACACCUUUUGAGAUGAUGACUGGGCGAGAAACGGUUCUUCCCCCGCAUCUCCUAUACAAACCAGAGGACAUGAGCGUCGCAACCGCAUACACCGCACAUCAACAUGUCGCCGACCUACAACGCCACCUACAGUCAACCUUUACAGGUGCCCAAAAGAAUCUCAAUUCGAGUGUAGGACACAAAGCCUACUACGCCCGAAUCUCAAAGAAGUUCCUACCAUUCUGGUCGAGACCUUUCGAUCGUGGGAAAACCGUUCCCCGUCGUGUAUCACAUUAGGACACCCCGACCUAAUCAAACGCUCUCAUAUCGAUGGGUCCAUAAUAAUCGAAGCAAACUUUUUGAACAGUCCUCACUCCAAAAGGGGGUGGACGAUAGCUAGGCCCAUCCUGUCUACUUAGCUUGUAUGCGUCACUUAUCUUUAAGCGUACACUAACAUUCCUGAUCAUAUUUAUCAACCCAAUAAAAGAAAAGAAAAUCCUUCUGUAUGUUACAGAAUGGACUCCCUCGGAAUCCUGUGCAUCUUCCUCACCCUACAACUGAGUCAGUCAAGUGAGGUGGUGGAGCCUGGCCCCCCAGCUGGCAUCAUCCUGCAGGAGGCUCCUGGGCUCCUUCUUACAAACUGUCGCAUCCACACUCAACGGGUAUACGCCCGACUAAACCCAGGGGUCGUAUACCGCAAACACUUCAAGGCACAGCUACCUUCGACCGAUAACUACGGACCAAAGGGCGAGAUAGCCAACGCAGUUGAACACGCUAAACGCACCACUACCCACAUGCUAGAACAGUUACAGAAAUUCAUAGUCACCGAGGAAGAACUGAGCGGGAAAACACGUCAGAAAAGGUUCCUCGGGGGUUUAAUUAUCGGUGCAUCUGCCAUUGGAUCCUUGUUUUCUAUUGGUCUCUCUGCAGCCAACACGGUCAGUUUGAAUACGUUGGAAAAAGAAGUUAGCAUUCUGCAAAAGGAAAUGCCAGAGAUCCGAGAGAAACUGCUUAUCCAACAAGAACUACUGCAGGGCUUAGGCAAAUCCCUGCAGGGAACUAUACUAACCGUUAACAUGCAUACUGAUCUAAUCCAUAACACUAUGCAGACUGUAGACAAAUUGGCCAAAAUAAUCAAGAACAAGAUCAAAUAUGUCAGAGAAAUAAGGGAUUUAAUGCAAGACCUGCUUAGAGAAGUAGGUGACUCAAUUAGUUCCCUGAGUAGUGGCAAGGUCCCAUCGUAUCUCACACCCCUUAGCUUGGUGGAGAAUAUACUACAAUCCACUACUACUACUAGAGACGUGCAUUCCUCGCAAAUACACCUGGCAUAUAGUCUCGGUAGUGCUAUCCCCAUUUUUGUGAGUCCACAAGAUUUCGAGAUAGGUUUCUGUAGAACUCCCUAUGUGUGGGUGGAGCACAGAGGAUGGCAGGACAGGGAUCAGGUUCCAAAACAGCGUUUAUUGCUAGACUUUUCAGUUUAGACAGAUACUUCAUUCAAACAGACACACACACACAACCGGCAUCUGGUUCAGGGAUCAGCCCCCUCCGCUCUCACUCUCCCUCCUCAUAUAGGGCGCGGUCACUGGGAAGACACAAACACAGGUUAAUUGCUCUCAGGUGAAGUGAUUCUGCCACUUACCUUCCCUGACUCCGCCCUCCUGUCACAGACCGGCGCUUGACCACGCCCCCGCUGCCACAUACCCCCACCGCCCGACUCAGGCCGGGCGCCUGUCCGGCCUGCAGCCGACUCCCCCCCCCCCCCCCCCCCCUCCUUGACGGGAGAGGAAGUCCGCCACGACCAUCUACGCCCCCGGCCUGUGGACCACCUUGAAGUUGAAGGGUUGGAGUGCCAGAUACCAACGGGUGAUCCGCGCGUUGGCAUCCUUCAUGCGGUAGAGCCACUGGAGGGGCGCGUGGUCCGAACAGAGGGUGAAAGAGCACCCCAGCAGGUAGUAACGGAGGGCGAGGACCGCCCACUUGAUCGCCAGGCACUCCUUCUCAAUCGUGCUGUAGCGCCCCUCAUGCACUGACAGCUUCCGACUGAUGUAAAGGAUCGGGCGGUCCUCCCCCUCCACCUGCUGGGACAAAACGGCCCCCAGCCCUCUGUCCGACGCAUCCGUCUGUAACAUAAAAGGGAGAGAGAAGUCAGGGGAGUGUAAAAGUGGCCCCCCACACAGCGCAGCCUUUACCUCAGAGAAAGCCCGCUGACACUGCUCCGUCCACUGGACCGGAUCUGGCGCUCCCUUUUUAGUGAGGUCAGUCAGCGGGCUGGUGACGUCCGAAUAAUUAGGUAUAAACCUACGAUAGUAGCCAGCCAGCCCCAGGAACUGUCUCACCCCCUUUUUGGUCUUGGGCCUCGGGCAGGCCGCAAUCGCUGCUGUCUUAUUAAUUUGGGGACGCACCUGCCCGUUACCCACGUGGAAGCCCAGAUACUGUACUUCCACCCGCCCAAUCGCACACUUCUUUGGGUUGGCAGUGAGUCCCGCCCGCCUCAGCGACCUAAGGACGGCCCUCAGGUGUUGCAGGUGCCGCUGCCAGUCAUUACUAUAAAUGAUAUUAUCAUCCAAAUACGCGGCCGCAUAGGUGCCAUGGGGCCGGAGGACCCUGUCCAUCAGCCGCUGAAACGUAGCGGGUGCCCCAAACAGCCCAAACGGAAGUGUGACGAACUGGUGUAAGCCGAACGGUGUGGAAAAGGCCGUUUUCUCCCGGGAUAAUGGAGUCAAGGGGAUCUGCCAAUAUCCCUUCGUCAAAUCCAGUGUCGAGUAAAAGCGAGCCGUGCCUAGUCGAUCGAGCAGCUCAUCAAUACGAGGCAUUGGGUACGUGUCGAAUUUAGACACCGCGUUGACUUUUCUAUAGUCCACACAGAACCGGACCGAGCCGUCGGCCUUGGGAACCAAGACCACUGGGCUGCUCCAGUCACUGUGGGACUACUCAACGAUGCCCAUUUCGAGCAUGGCCUGAAGUUCUUCCCGAACCACCUUUUUUUUGUGUUCAGGUAGUCUGUAAGGGCGGCUACGCACUACCACCCCCGGGGGCGUCUCUAUGUGGUGUUCUAUGAGGUUAGUGCAACCGGGCAGGGGCGAGAACACAUCCGAAAACUCGGCCUGCAACUGGGCGACCUCCGUGAGUUGGGUCGGGGAGAGGUGGUCUCCACAGGGGACCGGAGAGGUACGUGAUGCCAAUGUCCCUUUUUGAACCUCCGGUCCCAGCUCCGCCCUCUCCGGAACUACCGACACCAACGCCACGGGGACCUCCUCGUUCCAGAGUUUCAGCAGAUUGAGGUGGUAGAUCUGUAGCGCCCCACCCCUGUCUGUUCGCCUCACCUCAUAGUCGACGUCCCCGACUCGCCGUGUGACCUCAAAGGGCCCUUGCCACUUGGCGAUCAAUUUGGAGCUCGACGUGGGCAGCAGUAUGAGUACUUUACCUCCCGGUGUGAACUCUAAGGCGCGUACCCUUGUUGUACAGGCGGGCUUGCCGUUCCUGGGCCUGCCGCAAAUUCUCCUGAGUUAGGUGGGUGAGCGUGUGGAGUUUUGCGCGCAGGUCCAUAACGUACUGAAUUUCAUUCUUACUUUGUGAAGGUCCCUCCUCCCAAUUUUCCCGCAGCACGUCCAGGAUGCCGCGCAGCUUACGCCCAUAUAAUAAUUCGAACGGGGAGAACCCUGUGGAGGCUUGGGGGACCUCUCGCACUGAGAACAGCAAGGGUUCGAGCCACUUAUCCCAAUUACGUGUGUCCUCACUUACAAAUUUUUUAAUAAUAUUUUUGAGGGUGCGGUUGAACCGUUCCACUAAACCGUCCGUUUGUGGGUGAUAUACGCUGGUGCGGAUCGGCUUAAUCCCCAAUAACCCAUACAGUUCGCGCAGUGUUCGUGACAUAAACGUAGCGCCUUGGUCAGUCAGAAUCUCUUUCGGGAUUCCAACUCGGGAGAUGACGCGGAAGAGUGCCUCUGCAAUACUGUGUGCUGAGAUAUUGCGCAGAGGCACUGCUUCCGGGUAUCGCGUUGCAUAGUCCACCAGAACUAAUAUAAAGCGGUACCCUCGUGCUGACCGAUCUAAUGGCCCGACGAGAUCCAUCCCAAUUCUCUCAAACGGGGUCUCGAUUAACGGUAGAGGGCGCAAAGGCGCUUUUGGAAUGGCCGCUGGAUUUACUAACUGGCAUUCGCGGCACGCCGUACACCACCUACGGACAUCGCCGCGAAUCCCCGGCCAAUAGAAUCGGGCCAUGAUUCAGGCUAGUGUUUUAUCCUGCCCCAAGUGUCCAGCCAUGGGAUUAAAGUGAGCCGCCUGGAAUACCAAUUCCCGGCGGCUCUUUGGAAUCAAAAGCUGCGUGACUCGCUCUUUAGUUUGAGUGUCCUGCGUCACUCGGUAUAAUCUAUCCUUCAAAAUCGCGAAGUAGGGGAAGGACGGGGUGGCGUUCGGCAGGAGCCUUUGACCAUCGAUUACUCUCACUUGGUCAAACGCAUGCCGCAGAGUCUCGUCUCGCGACUGCUCCAAUGGGAAAUCCGCGAGGGAUUCCCCAAUAGAGAGAGGAGGAGCCGGCGGCUCCUCACUCUGACGCGGAGAUGACGUAGACGGCUCUGUGACAGCUGCUCCCGCCAAAGCGACACCGGGACCUCCCCCUGUCAAUUGGCAGGACCCACUCUCUACUAGGCGCGUCAUUAACCCCCGAAAUCCCGGCCAAUCCGUCCCCAAAAUUAAAGAGUGGGUAAGGCGAGGAUUAACCGCCGCCUUCACUAUAAAUUUUUCCCCUCUGAAAAUAAUGUGGACCGACACCAAAGGGUAGCGGUGAACAUCCCCGUGCACACACAAAACCUUCACCCCUUGUGCUCCCCCCAAUGCCUCGUUUUGAACCAGGCUUUGGCGAAUUGAGGUCUGAUUACAACCAGAAUCCACCAACGCCUGAUAUGUAGCCCCUUGGAUACUCACCGGUAUGCGAUACGCUCCGGCCCGAUCGAGGGCGGCCUCUGGCGCGUCGGGGAUCCGAACCACCGCGCCCACUUCCAUUGCUGUGCACUGCUGUUGAAGGUGGCCCGGUUCCCCGCAGCGCCAGCAAACCGGCCCGGGCUUUCCCUCUGCACCGGUGAUCUGGGGCUCACUCACCCGAGGUGGGGGAGAGACAGACACAGAAGGGAGAAACGGGAGGGCACUGCGGGUGCGGCAGGCCGGCUGGGGUGGUGCCAGCCCCCGCGGUGGGGGAAUGGGGCGAGGACGGGACACAGGAGGAGGGGGGGAGAGAGAGAGAGAGAGAGAGAGAGAGAGAAGAGGAGAGAUGAUGUCAUCUGCUGUCCUGCCGCCGGGACAGCCGCCAGAUGAUCCUCCGCCAGCUCGACUGCCUGAUCCAGCGACGCCGGGCGGUGGCACUGGACCCACUCUGCGGUUCCUGCUGGUAAGCGGGCGAUGAACUGUUCCAGUACCACCUGGUUGACGAUUCCCUCGGCGUCGCGAUCAUUGGCCCUCAGCCACCGCCAGCAGGCAUCCCAGAGCUGCUGGCCGAACGCGAACGGCCGGCCGACUUCCUCCAAGUGCAGCGCGCGGAAGCGCUGAUGCUGUUGUUCCUGUGUGCGCCCCACGUGCUGGAGGAUGGCCCGGCGGAGGUCCGCGUAGGCCAGCCGGCGGUCGGCGGGGAGCUGUAGCGCGGCCAGCUGUGCCUCUCCCGUGAGCAGGGGGAGGAGGCGCGCCGCGCGCUGCUCCAUCGGCCACCCCGAGGCAUCGGCGACCUGUUCAAACAACGUGAGGAAUGCCUCGGGGUCGUCCUGCGGGCCCAUCUUGGUGACAGUGAGGGGAGACGGGCCCGCGGCCGGAGCGCUGGUGGGCCCCGCCGACGCGAGGAGAUGCCAGAAUGCCUUGCGAUCUUCCUGCUGGGCCAGCACCAGGGCUUCGAAGAGCCGUUCUUGUUCCUUUUGGAGUGUGACGAGCGCCUGGUGCUGGCUUUGCUGAGCCGUGGCGAGGGCGUGGACCAGGUCGGUGAACGGGGAGGAUUCCAUGGGGCUGCUGGGUUGGUGCUCCAUUAUCCCAGGUUUCGGCACCACUGUAGAACUCCCCAUGUGUGGGUGGAGCACAGAGGACGGCAGGACAGGGAUCAGGUUCCAAAACAGCGUUUAUUGCUAGACUUUUCAGUUUAGACAGAUACUUCAUUCAAACAGACACACACACAACCGGCGUCUGGUUCAGGGAUCAGCCCCCUCCACUCUCACUCUCCCUCCUCAUAUAGGGCGCGGUCACUGGGAAGACACACAAACACAGGUUAAUUGCUCUCAGGUGAAGUGAUUCUGCCACUUACCUUCCCUGACUCCACCCUCCUGUCACAGACCGGCGCUUGACCAUGCCCCUGCUGCCACAGUUUCAUACUAAAUCUACCCAUCAUUGAGAGAAACAACAUAUAUAGACUCAAGUCUGUCCUCAACGUAAGUUUCUGGAAGGACAAUGUCCGUAUACGCAUACAAACACCACCCAUGGUAGCAUACCAUGACAACAACCCCUCUGUCUAUUUUAUUCCCAACCUAGAGAUGUGCACCUCCACUAAAGACAUCCACUGGGUCUGCCCAAGCAACCCAUUUAUUAGAGACACUACGGAUCGCUUGUGCGGUCUGAGGGCGAAAGCGCCCGAACAAAAGUGUGUAGGUCAAAUGUCCGCAAAGGACGAGGAUAUGGAAACUAGAGUAGAAAGAGCUGGUAGUCGGUGGGUUGUUAACACUCCAAAAACUGAAAUCUUGAUGUCAUACAACCAGCACCACACAGCCACAAGAAUGAAAAUCCCAAACCAAACGGUGUUCCUAAUGCCGCUUUUCCACUACCAACGCGGCUGAGUUGGGCUGAGCUGUGCCGUGCUGAGUUGGGCUGAGUCGAGCUGAGUGGGGCUGUUGGAGUUGCAUUUCGACUACAACCGCACUGAACCGUGCUGGCUGGAAGUGGGUGGACACAUUGGGUGGAGUUAGCGAAAGUGGGUGGACGUCAGGUGAUGUCGUUAGGCGGCGCAAACAGUGACAUCAGUGAGCUUUUAAGCGGUAGUCUCACAACCCAGAGAGUAAACAAUAAACAUGGAGGACAUGGUGUCGUUAGUGUUGCUGGUCUUGGUGCUGUGGCUUGUUGUCACCGACAACACCAACAGAUACUGGCAAGAGCGUAUAGAUGAGGCGAGGCGCAUAAGGCUUCAUAAUUCUCGUAAUUCGUAAUUCUCCUUCUUCCGGGUUUACGGUGUUUACAGAUUCCAGCGUGCUCGCGGGGUGUGUGUGGGCAUGUGAGGACACUCCUCCUCACCAAUUAGUGCACAGGGGAGUGUCUCCUCACGCCCCUAGCCCCACUCGGCUUGGUUUGGCUCGCUUCAGCCCUACUCCAAAACCGUGCGAGUUUUGGGGGCUGAGCAGGGCUGAAGCGAGCUGAGUCGUGCUGUUCCUAGAUAGUCGAAACGCGAGCCGUGUCGGGCUGAAGUGAGCUGAAGCGAGCUGAAGUGAGCUGAAAAAGGGUAGUGGAAAAGGGCCAUUAGUGUACCACAGGGAGCCACUAUUCACAUAGAUGACAUCACCUUACACCAUCUUAGUACUGACAGGAACGAUUCAGAAAUCGAGAUGAUAGAUGCAUUCGAAGGUUAUGAUCUUGAGAUCAGUAACACCCUCCAACAGCAAUUGCUGGCUGAAGGGACCAAAACAGUAAAAUUUAGUGUAGCUCAGAAUGGAAUUUCGACCAUAGUCUCCCAAAACCGGGUCAGAGGGUUACUUGACCUCAAACCUGCCCCAAGUCUGAUUGUUUUGGGACUACUUCUCUGUGGCUGGGUCUUUUCUGCUGGUAUCGCAUGCAUGCUACACAAACGAAUAGCGACGCUAUACGCCAAGCUGGAUAAAGGGGUCUACGUUCCUGACAGCUUCGGCCAUAGUAGCGCAUGCUUUCUGGCCAAACCAUCUGCUGCCGUUACCGUGCCAGAAGAUUAGGUUAACCCCUAACCACUAACACUUCUUUUCUCUACUCCACUUUUUCUCUUUUCUUGUUUUAUUAUUUUCUUUGAGUAGGAAAUGAAGUAUAUAUAUGUAGUGUUCACUGAAAUGAAGUAUAUAUAUAGCCUGCAAUGAAAUGAAGUAUAUGUAGUCUUCACUGGAAAAGUAUGUAACGUUCACUGUUUGAACUUUGAGGUAACCCUAAUCUAGUUAGAUAGUGAUUAUCUUCCCAAGUGCCUAUGAUGAUUAUAUGCCAGUGCCUAUGGUGAUUAUAUGCUCAAAUGCCUCUACCUCCAACUGUCUCACUGGAACUCAAGUUUACACAGUCUUCACAGGACACCAUGAACUGUGCAGAACAAGUCUACCUCAAGGACUAUGGACACGGCGAUGAUAUGGUAUGGUGCUCUCAGUGCUAUGACUCCGUCAUACCCCUGAGACCAAAAGGGGGAAUGCAGGUAUCAUGCCGCCAUCUUGGUCUAAGAACUACAACUCCCAGGCAACUUCCGCGUUGACUACGUCACGCCUGGGCGGGAUCACGUACAGCAUUCCUCAGGAAUUCAACAAAAGACUUGGAAAUCCGCCAUCUCGUGCUCUUUUGCGUCGGACUCUAACCGAGACUGACCUAAAAAAAGAACUCACCAUCAGACGUCUGAACCGCGCGUUUCCUCCUCUAUCUAACUCUGAUCAAGUUAGAUUUCAGAAACAAGCGAUCAUCAACUCAAGUGAGUUAUUAACCGGUUUGCAAGUAUUACUUGUCUUUUAACGCGUACGCGGCUGCGAGCAAAGGCAGUUUUCUAAAGAGCUCUUCUCUUUUUUCUUUCUUUUAAAUCCGUGCACGGUGUUGAACAAAGACUUUUCGUCUUAUCAACUGCGAAGCUUCUCCAAAGAACCUCUCCAGGCUCCAGUGAACAUCUGAUUCGUCGGAGACUCUCCUCUCUCACCGAAGCGCAACCUUCCGCCUCGAAUUCCUGCAGACAAAGGCGAGACUUUUUGCAGUAAGAAAGGCACUGGGAAAAUAAUAUUAGUCUUAGUAAUUAAUUCACUAAGUGUGAAGUUAGAGUCAGGAAUAAGUGUGCACACUGUGUAUUAUUGUUGAUUUUCUAUUAUUUGGUACUAUUGAUUUUAAUUUGGUUAAUCAAUAAGUCUUGCAUUCUCUCUCUCUCCUAACAUUCUGAUUUCAUUUAACUCACUCAUAUUGUGACCUCAUCAAGAUUUCAGAAUGUUUUGCCUCUAAAAAGGGCCUUUGCAUGCUUAGGAAGAGCCCCUCCUCCUCUCCUUUGUUCUCAACACGAGGUCCUCUGGAUCUCAGAUUAGAAUUAAAUGUCAUAAGUCCUAAGUUUAAUUCAACCUUGAUAGCAAUUCUCCUGUUUACAUUUAAAGCCAUAUAAACUACAGAUGACUGUUUGAAUGUAUUUUAACCAUUCAUUUCUGGUUUUGACACACAGUUUACUAGGCCUGAAGAAAGCACAUGGUGUAGCUAGCCUUUCUUUGUUUAGUUAGCAUACCUAGCUAAUCACUGGGCUAUACACACACACACACGUGCUCACUAAACUUUGAGGAUCCCCUCCUCCAAGAUUGCAGAUAAGACACCCUGGUCCGUCCUGGCAUGGAGACACACACACACACACACCAAGAUUGCAGAUAACAACAUAGCUCACAAGUUAAAACUGCUUAUACACACACACACACACACACACACACACACACACACACACGCAGAGACCUACUCUGUUAUAAGAUUUCAUUCUGUUGCCAUUCAAUUAUUAAAUUCUUACUUUCUUUAUUGAUUUCCCUUUUUUUAUCUUUUUAAUAAUAAACUC